This is a messenger RNA of Brenthis ino (lesser marbled fritillary), 339 nucleotides long. NCBI's taxonomy places the organism in Eukaryota, Metazoa, Arthropoda, Insecta, Lepidoptera, Nymphalidae. The record is from the annotation of a GenBank genome assembly.
AUGCUGCGUAAUUAUAUAACAAAAACGAAUCGUGGCGUGUGGUUGGAAGAUUCUAUGAUUAAAGCACUGGAUGUUGUAAAACGUAAAGUAAGAAAAGGUAAAGAAGUAUCCAAUAAGAGGAAGACAACUUCUUAUAUCCUCGAGUCUGAGUCAUCUGAAGAAGAAGAAGAUACAGAAUGUCUAUUUUGCUCGGAAACAUUUUCCAAGGAUAACAUGGGUGAAUUAUGGAUAAAAUGUUUUCCCAAAGUAGGGGCAAGACGAUUCUUAGGAUCGUCUUGUCCCUACCCUGAGGAUCAUCUUGGAUACCGGGGUGUCCAAGAUGAUGCUUUUGCAAAGAUU